Erinaceus europaeus (western European hedgehog) is the source of this 2590-nucleotide messenger RNA. RefSeq names its product dynein axonemal light intermediate chain 1 (gene DNALI1). The record is from RefSeq and is a predicted model, not a curated record. The transcript is spliced from 7 exons. Lineage: Eukaryota; Metazoa; Chordata; Mammalia; Eulipotyphla; Erinaceidae. Gene Ontology annotation, cellular component: axoneme; filopodium. Bases 146 to 925 code for a protein of 259 amino acids. Gene Ontology annotation, molecular function: dynein heavy chain binding.
CCGAAAGUAACUCGCGCGCUGCUGGCCCCGCCCCACUCCGGAGCCCCGCCCAGGCUCGGGGGCGGGAAGAGGAGGUUUCCAUGGUGACGGCAAACAAGGCUGGGACCUCAGGGCCGGCUGCUGGGCUACUACCCCUACCGUCGCCAUGAUCCCCCCUGCAGACUCUCUGCUCAAGUAUGACACUCCGGUGUUGGUGAGCCGGAACACGGAGAAACGGAGUCCCAAAGCUCGGCCACUGAAAGUCAGUCCCCAGCAGCCUGGACCCUCUGGAGGUCCAGUUCCACAGCCACCAAAGACCAAGAUCCCUUCAACUUCAGGUGUCCCAGAUACUACAAAGCAGGCAGAAGAAAUCUUGAAUGCCAUCCUGCCCCCUAGGGAAUGGGUGGAAGACACGCAGCUAUGGAUCCAGCAGGUGUCCAGCACCCCCAGCACCAGGAUGGAUGUGGUGCACCUGCAGGAGCAGUUGGAUCUGAAGCUGCAGCAGCGGCAGGCAAGGGAGACCGGCAUCUGCCCUGUGCGUAGGGAGCUCUAUUCACAGUGUUUUGACGAGCUGAUCCGUCAGGUCACCAUCAACUGUGCGGAGAGGGGGCUGCUGCUGCUGCGAGUCCGGGACGAGAUCCGCAUGACCAUCGCCGCCUACCAGACCUUGUACGAGAGCAGCGUGGCCUUUGGCAUGAGGAAGGCACUGCAGGCCGAGCAGGGAAAGUCAGACAUGGAGAGGAAAAUCGGAGACUUGGAAACAGAAAAGAGAGAUUUGGAGAGGCAAGUGAAUGAGCAGAAAGCAAAAUGUGAGGCCACUGAGAAGCGGGAGAAUGAGAGGAGACAGGUGGAGGAGAAGAAGCACAAUGAAGAGAUUCAGUUCCUGAAACGGACAAAUCAGCAGCUUAAGGCCCAACUGGAAGGCAUUAUUGCACCAAAGAAGUGAUAAUUUCCAUAUGGGUCUCAAGCAAUCAUUACUAUCCCAUCCUAAUCCCUUUGGAAUAAAAAUAAGCUAGUUUCUUGAGUGAACAUGCCAUAACCCUCUCCUGUUCACCACCUAUCUGUCAGAAGUCACUCCAUUGCUUCAGUGUCAUGAAAGACCUGCAGCGAGGCUCCUAGCUGGGCAACAGUAGGUAGUAGUCGCUUCUGUGGCUUAUUAGCCCAGCUGGGGACCUGCUGACUUAGAUAUUAAGGCUCAGAAUUCACUCCUUUGUGCUGUAUUCCUCUCAGGAGAAGCAACUGUUUUUUCAUCAUCAUUUCAUACUAUGAUUGAUUUCUGGCUAAAUGAAGAGACUUUUCUGCUCCCCCUGCCUUCUGUCCUCGAUAUUUUGUACCUUAACUUGGGCUUUCCUGACCUCAGCCUUUUAGACUGCCUAGUGAGGUGGCAAUGGCCGGGAAUAAAAUUGUUGGUUUUGAGAAGUAAAUGUUUGCUGGAAAGGAAUACAAAACAUUUGUUAUGAACUGCUUACAUCUCCUCCUCCACCAACAAUUUGCUUUGUUCACCUAAUUCUCCAGAAAACUCCAACCCUGACCCCGUACCACUCUUAACUAGCUGUAUUUAAUUAACAAUUGAAGGUGUGCCCAAACCUCACAUGCAGUUUGAAUUAAUGAUUGGGUCAUGGCCUAUAGGCAGCUGCAUUAUGCUAGUUCUCCCAAGUUAGACCCAAAGUUUGAAGCUCUGGAUUCUUUCUAGUUUUGCAGUCCCAGAGGUUGAAUUAGGGACCAUAAACCUUUUAAUUCCAGACCAAACAGGUGGACUGAAGUGGUAAACUAAGUGACUUCUUUCAUUCAAAUUUCACAAACUACACUGAAGAGAGUAUUAGUAUUGAUUGGAAUGUCUUAAGCUCAUACUCUUCCCCCUGAAGAAGUUGAGUUUUGACCUGAUACCCAUCCUGGUGAGGGUUCAAGACCUGCUGGAAGAACUGCAGUCCCUCAAGAGCUGCUGUAUUCUGCUGUCUAGCUUGCCCUCCCUAUAUAUUCUGAUCUCAGAUGUGAAGCCGUAGCCAUCACCCUCAUCCAGGUGUCCUGAAGAAUUCUGCGAUCCACUAAAAUGAUCUGUCCAUGCAGUUGUUUUUAUAAAACAAAACAAAAACUGUUUAGAGAUGUGCUAUUAAUAAUUCAAUUCCAUGGCUCCUUAAUCAUUAAGCACUUAUGUCUUAAUUGGGACCACGUGACAGACUCAGUGAGGAUAACAGGCACCAGAAGUUGGAUGUAGCUUUUUCUUCAUCUUUUAAAAACCCAGGCCAUGUACACUCCAUUCUUCAAAUUUUUCGACAGUUCUGUUCCAAAUAACUAAUUACCAGUAUCAGAAAUGGAACACUUUCCAUUUCACAGACCUCGUUCCUGUCUGCUAGACACAUGACAGUGACACUCUGGAGAGUAUAGUAGGGUCAACUCAAGAGGCAGAAUGCCCAGGGACUCCAUCACUUGAGAUCUUUGCAGUGGAGACUUUCUCUCUAUUUUCACUAGGCACUGGUGAAAAGUUUUGACUUUCCAUCUUUUGCACAAUUAUUAUUAUGGCCUUAGAAAUGCCAACUGGGCGUGAAGAAGAUGAACACAAGUUCUAACUGGGUAUUUUUGUAUAAUUUAAUAAACAAUUUUUUAAAUGUCA